Stegastes partitus (bicolor damselfish) is the source of this 2183-nucleotide messenger RNA. It is a transcript of the gene ube2m, whose product is annotated as ubiquitin conjugating enzyme E2 M. NCBI's taxonomy places the organism in Eukaryota, Metazoa, Chordata, Actinopteri, Pomacentridae. The transcript has 6 exons. The record is from RefSeq and is a predicted model, not a curated record. The coding region runs from base 175 to 732 and encodes 185 amino acids.
GCUAAGCUAGCUCCGUUAGCCUCAGUGCUCAGUGUACUCGGUAGAGACGCACCGGCUCCAUCCACACUCCGGUGCUGAUAGACCGCUCUGACCUGCCAACAUUGCCCGGCACACGGACGGCCCGCUCCCCGCAGAGACGCAGAGUUCAGGCAGCAGGUGAUCAAAGCUCUGAAGAUGAUUAAGCUCUUUUCCCUGAAGCAGCAGAAGAAAGACGAGGAAUCUGCUGGAGGAAACAGAACCGGAGCCGGGGGGAAGAAAGCCAGCGCGGCCCAGCUCCGGAUACAGAAAGACAUCAAUGAGUUGAACUUGCCAAAGACGUGUGAGAUCAACUUCCCUGAUGACGACGACCUCCUCAACUUCAGACUCAUCAUCUCACCAGACGAGGGUUUUUACAAAGGAGGAAAGUUUGUCUUCAGCUUUAAGGUAGGACAGGGCUACCCCCACGACCCCCCCAAGGUAAAGUGUGAGACGAUGGUGUAUCACCCCAACAUCGACCUGGAGGGAAACGUCUGCCUAAAUAUCUUAAGAGAGGACUGGAAGCCUGUUCUGACAAUAAACUCCAUCAUCUACGGUCUACAGUAUCUAUUUCUAGAGCCAAACCCUGAGGAUCCGUUGAACAAGGAGGCAGCAGAAGUCCUCCAGACGAACCGGCGGCUCUUCGAGCAGAAUGUCCAUCGCUCUCUGCGCGGCGGCUACGUCGGCGCCACCUACUUCGAGAGAUGUCUUAAAUAACUCGGCGUCCCAUAAUUCUCCAAACUCCUCCCCCUUCCUCCACUCCUCACCUUGUCCUCCUCCUCCUCCCCCGUCUCCUCCCCCUUUUCCUCCUCAGUCCUGCUCGUCGGCCGAAGCAGGAGCUGCAGCGACAGGAAGCAGCACGCCAGAAGACGCUUUUCUGUUUUAAAACAAAAGAAGAAGAACCCCCACCCUCCCCUCCUCCCCAUCCUCCCCCCUCUGCCUCCCCCUCCUCCCCCUUCCUCCUCCCAUGUUUCUCUGUUUUACUUCCAAGACGCAGCAUUCAGCCGUUUACACACCACAGGGGGACGCCGACAACACACACCUGACUGGACUCAAAGAUGGCCGACAGCAAACCGCUGCCGAGGAUGACGAUCACGAUGAUGAUGAUGAUGGACAGGGGGAGGGAGGGGAGGAGGGGGAGACCGGUGUGGGUGGUCAGUGAAUGUUGCUCGGUUGAUUCGGUGAACGCCACAGCGCUGACGGUGGUGAUGAUGAUGAUGAUGAUGAUGCCCACGUGAUUAUUAUUUUUUUUAUUAUUAUUUUUAAUUCUGCGUGGCGACGACACGGUCAGAAGGACACGCCCCCUCCCUCAUCCAUCCGUGACACAUCAGUCAGCAGCAGCAAACUCCAAACUCUGCACGCCACCUCUGACUGUUGCCUGGAAAACCUGAUAGUCGCUCUAGGGAGGGAAGAGCUUGUAAACUACCAAGGAAGCAGAUGCGCCUUAAAAAAUUCUCUAAUAGCGGGAGAUCGACAGGUCUGUGAUGAUGUCAGCACUGGGGGAGGAGCUUAUGAGGGGCUGGUCAGAGGCAGAGGAGCUCGUUAGUGGCAGAAGCUCCAUAAAUGUUUCUGCAGGGCGGGGCUUCUGAGUCAGGGUGGGAGGGGAUUCCUGGAGAGGGAGGGGCUUAAAAGAGCAGACAUGCCUUAAAAGUUUCUCACAGUAUGACAUCAGCAAUUCUCAGCCUGCAGUGACUUUACAGGUGGUGAUGUCACAGUGUCUGUGUGGAGGGAGGGGCUUAAUGCUGUGGGAGGGGCUUAUGAGACCCAAAAGGCAUCUUUUAUUCUUCAAAGCCAGAGCUCAGGGUGGAUUUGUUUAGGUGGCGACUAAGGAGUGGAAACAUGCCAGUUUGGAGUUUGCUGCUAGGUAACACACACACACACAAACACAAAUCACACACAGCGAUGGUGGGCGGAGCAUUGUGUCAGGUGUGCAGGGCUGUUGUGGGGGUGGGGGGGAGGGGGGGUUGUGUGUUUGUUUAAAGGGGAUGUGGGUGGGGCUACUGGGGAGGGCAGCAUUUGAUUUUCAUUUGGGGGGGUUGUUGUGGGUGGGGUCAGAGGGGGAGGGGCUUAAAAUGUUACGAUUCUAUUGUGUAUAUUGAAACCCCAGCUGUUCACAUUGACUGCAAUAUGAUUUAUGUUAAAUAAAAUAUGAACUUGAAUGAUUAUAA